AUGAGGAGACGAGUGACAUUCAUCAUACCCAAAGGUCACGAUUUUGACGAAAAAGACCUCUUGAUUUCUCAAGACAAAAUCCACAUCAAGAACUUGCAAGCUGCUCGUGAAGACCGCAUAACUUUAAGUAUAUCUCAGACUCUCCGCAUGACUAACGCUUUGAAGCGAUUUUUUUCUCAACCCUCUGUACUCUCUGAGCGAUUUGCAUCUAGCGCAAGUUUUCAGUAUUAUCAAGGCCUUCUUAGUUCUACCAGUCUAUCCAACUACAUUGAAGAAACAAUCUGCUCGAAGAAAGAUAGCGCAUGUCGUCAUGAUGCGGAGAGAAUAAAAUCUGCUGACUAUUUCGACAUCGACUAUGAUACAAUAUCACAAUCCUUCACUUUCACUGCGUACUUUGGUCGAGCUCAUCCUGUGGACGCAACAGGACAAAUUACAAAACCAUGGAACGAAUACAUAGGUGAUUUCAAUGGCUCUGUAGCAACCGAAAUUGGCAUCUUGAGCAGCCAAAAAUCUACAGAGCCCGAAGAAUUGUCCCUUGGAGGUUCGUUGGUACAACUUAGCAAAGAUACCAGAUCAAUGAGCUCGAGAAGCCUCUCGACGUUCUCCACCAAUUUUGUAAAGCCAACCGGACUGCAUCCAACUUUGCGCCUUACUUUCCCGCGGCCACUACCGCCUCCUGCGCCAACCUGUGGAUUGCUCAGCUAUCUCACGCUACCAUCAACAUUCUUCGUCGACAAGUACCAAAUUUCAUCGACCAAUUUCCUAGCAUCAAACAACCUGAAAGCGCUGCGCGCUUUAUCCGGCGAGACUGAUCUGGAAGCACCAGAGUGGGCUACUUCUCAAUGGGGCUCAGCCAUGCUACUUGAGCUUGCCCCUUCAGCAAACGCGAAGGGUGCCUGGUCGGCUGAGAUCCCGCUUCAACUUCGUUACUCAUCCUCGGACAGUUCAGGAAUCAGUAAUGAUUUACCAGGGCAAGUACAGGCCUCCGUGCCCUGGCCAGCGGUUUUCUGGGCUUGCCCUGCGGAGGAAGGUACGAAAAUGAGCGUCAACCCCUUUGAUCGAGUGAGUCUGGGCUAUGACGGCUUGUUUGGGCCAAGGACCAUGUUCUAUCACUUACGGCCUUUGAGCAAUGAUUCAUUGGUCGAAAAACUUUCUGUACCUGUGUUGGAUCUGGGAGAAACCCAAUAUGUAGCAAGUACGACUAUACUAGCAGUGAUGGCGAGCUUUCUGUGGGCUUCCUGGUUGUUGGCUCGGUCGCUGUAUAUUCGUGAAAAAUCCAGAAGUCCUACGCAAGCAAAGAAAGACAAUUAA
Messenger RNA from Bacidia gigantensis, 1311 nucleotides. RefSeq lists its product as uncharacterized. Lineage: Eukaryota; Fungi; Ascomycota; Lecanoromycetes; Lecanorales; Ramalinaceae. The record is from RefSeq and is a predicted model, not a curated record. The transcript has 3 exons. Bases 1 to 1311 code for a protein of 436 amino acids. Gene Ontology annotation, biological process: GPI anchor biosynthetic process; protein processing. Gene Ontology annotation, cellular component: glycosylphosphatidylinositol-mannosyltransferase I complex; endoplasmic reticulum membrane. Gene Ontology annotation, molecular function: mannosyltransferase activity.